AAAUUUUAAAAUUUUAACUGAAUGCUCUUUCAUAAAAAAAUAAAGAUAAAAAAUGCAGUGGCAAUGUUUAGAAAGGCUGAAUUGUGUACCGAGGUGUUUUACCUUGAAAAGGCAAAGGAAAAGCCUCAAAGAAAAUCAGCAAACAAUUUUUAUAAAAUUGUAAAAAACACUAAUAUGCCCCUCAUAAACCAAGAACCAUAAGCCGUCUUGAAAAUUUUUAUUAGCACGAUUUAACAAAAUCAUAAGUCUAACUUGUUAUCAAACAUAAGAUACAUAAAAAUUCAUCAAAUAAUAGAUCAUCAAAUUAGUAAUUGCAUGACAAAUUUGAUAAUCAUUUCUAGAACCAGAAGUAGCCUAAAAGUCUUCCUUAAAAUCAUCACUAUAUUUGAUUCCUCUGUAAACCUUCUCGUUAUUAUCUCUUUUCUUACUCUUCUACUUCCUCAUCAUCUACUUGCAAUGGUAACAAAUGCAGAGACAACAAGAAGAAAAUUGUAAACGAAAUAAAACUUUGAAGUUUCAAAUUGUAUAUUUCUUGUCACUGGUGGCCUGCAGCUGAAAGCUGCAACUAAAUCGGGACGAGGUUUAUUGCACUUCAAUUGUAGGAGACUUGACACGCUUGCUUCGCUUUUCUCUUUAAUUAUUUCUUGUAGUUAUGACAGUUCGUAUUGUAUUUAAAAUAGCUUAAAAAAAUCCUUUUAAUAUUUUAGGCUAUAAAUGCAAGUUUUCCACGAUUAUAUGGAAUACACGCACUUCUUAGUCUUGUUGUACUUGAACAAGUUUCUCUUUUCUUUCUUACCUUUGGCAGGGAGAGAGUUCUUAAAUGUUGGAGUUCCCAUUUAAGCUGACGAUCUCUUUUGAUUAUAUUUUCUUAUAACAUGUUACCUCUUAUGUUAGCAGAGCACUUGCCAGUAUUUGCUCUACCGGACGAUAGUAUUGUUGAGAUACAGGGGGAGCCUGAAGGUCUGCAGAAGGCAGUUGAAUUAAUUGCUACACAUCUUAGGAAAUUUUUAGUUGAUCGAAGCGUUAUUGGAAUAUUUGAAACACAGAUGCAAAUGCCAAAUGCUCGAGGGAACCAGAACUCGCUUCCUGACCAAUCUUGGGGACCUCCUCCUCCAGCUUUUCCCAUGAAUCCUGGUGGACAUGGUUAUGGGCCCAAUCCUAUGCACAUGCCUCGUCCACAUCAAUAUGAUAAUUACUAUCCACCAGUUGACAUGCCUACUUUAGACAAGCAACCUCGUAUGGGUCCACCUACUUAUGGCAGAGAUGUAUCAAUGGGUGCUCAUAUAACAAAUGUGCAGCCACAACAAGCAGUGGUUGCAAAGGUCACACAGAACAUGCAAAUUCCUCUAUCAUAUGCUGAUGCUGUGAUUGGUGUGAAUGGUGCGAAUAUUAGCUAUAUUCGUCGUGCAAGUGGUGCAACAAUUGCAAUACAGGAAACUAGAGGCAUUCCUGGUGAGAUGACUGUUGAAAUUAAUGGCUCUGCAUCGCAAGUCCAAGCAGCUCAACAGUUGAUACAGAAUUCUCUUGCUGAUGCUGCAAGUGGUGGUGCCCAGAAUGCUGGUGGCGGACUGCCUGUCCAAGGUUAUAAUCCCUAUCCAUCUCAUGGACCUUAUUCAGAUGAUAGUACAUUUGGUAAACAUAAGUUUAUUGUAUUUCCUGUAUCUAAGUCUAAUAUCUUUUUAGUGAUUCCUGUCUUCUCUGCACCUAUGCCUAUCAUUCUUUUUGUAAAUUCAAUCUUACUUUCAAGAUUAUCUAUUUUUACUCCUUCCUUUUCUCCUAGAGUAUUCAUAUUAUCUAAUACUUCAGUUCUACCUGUUCCAUAUUUUAUCCUUCCUUUAAUAGUUUCUGCUCACUUUGAGUCACCUAAAUCGGAUAUCGAAAGAGAAAGUUAUGACCAAAAUACUGAAAGUUGUGCAGAGACAAAGUCAUGCGCCCACAAAGACAUGGGCAGCAACGAAAGUAGUAUCUCUCUUGCCUCUUCAUACACAAUAGUUUCAUCAAAUUCAUCAAGUACAAGGGACCAACUACUAUAUUUUGAGAGAGGAGAUCAAUACAUAGGAAAGGAUUGA
This is a messenger RNA of Olea europaea var. sylvestris, 2069 nucleotides long. Its product is annotated as flowering locus K homology domain-like. The record is from RefSeq and is a predicted model, not a curated record. NCBI's taxonomy places the organism in Eukaryota, Viridiplantae, Streptophyta, Magnoliopsida, Lamiales, Oleaceae. The transcript is spliced from 10 exons. Gene Ontology annotation, cellular component: cytoplasm; nucleus. Gene Ontology annotation, molecular function: mRNA binding. Gene Ontology annotation, biological process: regulation of gene expression. The coding region runs from base 876 to 2069 and encodes 397 amino acids.